Aureococcus anophagefferens is the source of this 1755-nucleotide messenger RNA. RefSeq lists its product as hypothetical. NCBI's taxonomy places the organism in Eukaryota, Pelagophyceae, Pelagomonadales, Pelagomonadaceae. Gene Ontology annotation, molecular function: protein binding. The transcript has a single exon. The record is from RefSeq and is a predicted model, not a curated record. Bases 1 to 1755 code for a protein of 584 amino acids.
AUGGCGGACAUGAUGAAGGACCUCAAGGACUUUGCGCAGGAGUACUACCUGUCGAUCUUGAAGGAGAUCACGCACCCGCCGCGCGUCGCCGUCGGCGCGGGCGACCUGGGCCCGUCCCUCUUCCGCGUCGCCCCGGACGCGGAGGGCUUCCGCGAGGACUGGUGCGUCGCCAACGAGCGGGGCCUGGACCUCGCGGUGUCCGUCUGGCAUCUAAGGACACCGUGCCGCGGCGUCGUCCUCUACGUCCACGACGUCAUGGGCAACCGCUCCGCGGCGCUGGAGCUGCUCGGCCCCUUCCUUGCCGCGGGCUGCGCCGUCGCCGCGCUCGACACGACGGGCUGCGGCGCGUCCGGCGGCAGCCACGUCACGCUCGGCUUCUUCGAGCGCUACGACGUCGCGUGCGUGGCGGCAGAAAUCCGGAACCGCUACGGCGUCGGCGGCCCCGGCGAGGCGCCGCUCAUCCUCUACGGCCGGGGCGCGGGCGCCGUCGCGGCCCUCCUCUUCGCGGACCGGGCCGACCACGACGCCGCGUGCGCCGCGGAGACGCCCCGCGUCCUGAGCCUCGAGUGCAAGGCGCCGGAAAAGGACCACGCCCUGGCGGGCGCCCGCUUCCAGCCGACGACGAUGUUCUUCAACGUGUCCAAGCCCGCGCUCAAGGUGAAGCGGGUCGACCGCGGGUCGAACGCGGCGAGGGCGGGUUUGCUCCCGGGCGACGUCGUCUGCGGCGUCGGCGACGACAUCUCGCUGCCCCACGGCCACGACGAGCUCCACGCGGACUUCGCCUGGCGCGCCGCCAAGGGCCUGGAUACUACGCUGAAGGUCGCGCGGCCGCGGCCGCUCGCGCCGGACGCCGCGUUCAGAGCGACGGGCGGCGGCGCUUUUCCAAGUUUUUUGCUCCUGGACGCGCCCUGGUGCACGGUGCGCGGCCUCGUCUUCGACGGCAUCGCCGCGUCCAAGUCGGAGAUGACGGACAUGCCCGACUGGAAGCUCCAGGCCCUCGCGACGCCCGUCGUGUCCGCGUCUUUACCGAUCGUGUUGCAUAGCAUCCAGAAACGGACCUUGGCCGACCUCGGCGCCAUCGACGGCCGGCGGACGGCGGGCCGCGUGACCGCGCCGGCGCUCGUGGUCGCGGACACGUCCCUCGCGGAGCGCGCGGCGUCGACGGCGAAGGUCGUCGACGCGCUCCGCCGCGCGGGCGACGUCGUCGUCCUAGACACCGCGACGACGCCGCGACCGGGCGACGCGUCGCUCUUCCCGACGCCCUGCUACCGCGACGACGCGCGCCUCGCCGUGCACGCGGCGCUGGAGACCUUCCUCGGCCCCGACGACGAGCCGCCGAUCCCGGGCCUCGCGGCGCGAAACCGCCCGUGGUCGGAUUACGACGUCGACGAGGACGAGUUGGAGUACGUCUUCGACGCGGGCGGGCCGGGCCGGCCCGAGCGCGAGCACGCCUACGCGGCGACGCCCCCGCCCUGCGUGCUGCGGAAGAAGCCGCCGCGGAAGUCCAUAUCGCGCCGCGUCGCGUCGAAGGCGCGGAAGAUGCUCGGGAGGAAGAAGGAAUGGGCGCCCGACGACUGGCGGCUCCCGCGGGACGCGCCCGCGGCGCCGCGCGCGCCGCCGCGGCCGCCGCCCGUGCCGCCGGCCUGGGUCUUCCACUACGAGUUCGCGCGCCGGGCGCUGGACGAGGACGAGGAGGAGUUCGGCGAGGACCCGCGGAGACCCGCGGAGAGCGGCGAGGACCCGCGGCGGCGAUGA